Molecule: messenger RNA, 2268 nt
Organism: Metarhizium acridum CQMa 102
Lineage: Eukaryota; Fungi; Ascomycota; Sordariomycetes; Hypocreales; Clavicipitaceae
Source: RefSeq, a predicted model, not a curated record
AUGGCCGACUUGCGAAGCUCCAACGACGACGAUGCCUUGCCGCAUUCUCAGCAGCACCAACAAGACAGGUCCAUUAGCUUGCUUACCGACGAGCUCAAAUCUUCGCAACCAGACGCCGAGGCCACGGGCCUCGAGAACAGCUCAGAUGGCAAACAGAGCGGCGAGGGUCGGGGUCGUGACAUUGACGCGUCGCAGCAGGGACCUGGGCCGUCGACGGCACCUCCAGCAACGGUUUCCGGAACCCAAGAGCAAGCCAAGCCAACCGUCGACCCAACAGUGGCGAAGCAUGUCAACGAUGUCAUGACUUCAGAGCUGGGCAUCCCAACCCUGUUGAACCGACUCAAGCAAAGCCUAGCCUCGGCCAAGGAAUUCGCCCUGUUCCUCAAGAAGCGCUCAGUACUCGAAGACGACCACGCCCAGAGCCUUCGCAAACUGUGUCGGCUUACUCAGGACAAUGCGCGCCGACCCGAACAUCGCCAGGGCACCUUCUCCAAGUCUUACGAUGAAAUGGUCUUUAUUCACGAUCGCAUGGCCGAGAACGGAUCACAAUUUGCCGCUUCGCUCCAUCAGAUGCACGAAGACUUGCUGGAAUUGGUGGCAAACGGCGAACGAGGGCGCAAAAUGUGGAAGGCAAACGGUCUGGCUGCCGAGCAAAAGGUAGCCGACUUGGAGCAGGUCAUGCGCAAGAGCAAGGCCAAAUACGAUUCUCUGGCUGAGGAAUAUGACCGUGCAAGGACAGGCGAGGCCAGACAAAGCGGAAAGAUGCUCGGCGCAUUCAAGGCUCACAAGUCUCCAGCACAACAAGAAGAGGAUUUGUUGAGAAAGGUUCAGGCGGCUGAUCAAACAUAUUCGGCCCACGUCCAGUCAUUGCAGGCCGAAAAGGCUCAUCUUGAGAAGUCUGCUCGUCCCGAGGCCGUCAAGGCCCUGCGUGAGCUCAUCUCCGAGACCGACUCGGCUGUGACACUGCAGAUGCAAAAGUUUGCCGCUUUCAACGAGAAGCUCCUGCUCGGCAACGGCCUGAUUAUCAGCCCGUUCAAAACCCAAGGCGCCCAAGGAGCUGGUCAGCCGCGAAGUUUGCGCCAGGCAGUUGCCGCCAUUGAUAACGAGAAGGACUUCAACGACUUUGUGGCUGGCCAGCAUACCAGGAUCCAGCCCUACACGGAGGUCAAAUAUGAGCGCAAUCCGCUUUUGAUCAACAAUCCAUCGUCCGUCAGCCAACCUCCGCCCCAGAGUAUGCAUACUAUCCAGCCAGUCGGAACAUCUGGGCCACCUCCUCCAGAAGGCCCCAACUCCUUCGGUGCUGGCUCAAGAAGCAGCGUCGGCAAUUUCGGUCCCAUGGGUAGCCUUGUUUCAUCACAGGGCCCUCCUGCAUCGCAAGGUGGCAAGACCGAUUCCAACCGGCCUUAUGCCCAAACUCACGGCCGCAGCUUCAGCCAGGGCAAUAUGUUGAGCCAGCAGGUCUCUGCCUUGCAGCAGCAAUUCUCGAGCAGGAACUCUGCCCAACCGGCGCCGAGAUACAGCAACACCGCCAGCUCGCAAGGACCGCCGCAACUUGGCGCUUUGCCCUUCCAGGGCUCUCAGCCAUCUCCACAGUCCUCGACACCACCUCAAGGAGCUCCGUUUCAGCCUUCAACGGAUCCUCGCAGCAGCGGUCCUGCAUACGGUGGUGCGCCGCCUCCGGCCUAUGCCCCGACACCUGGGAACGACCAGUCUGCUGCAUCCAAAAAGGUCGUAUUUGGUCUAACACUGAACCAACUGUAUGAAAGAGACGGUCUGGCCGUGCCAAUGGUGGUAUACCAGUGUAUCCAGGCUGUGGAUCUCUUUGGCCUGGGCGUUGAGGACUCAUCCGACCCUGCUCUGGACUUUAGAAACCCCGAAAACUUCUAUCACGACGUAAACAGUGUAACUGGCCUCCUGAAGCAAUUUUUCCGCGACCUUCCUGAUCCCCUCUUGACAGCGGAACACCAUAAUGCCUUUGUCAAUGCAGCCAAAAACGAAGACGACAUUGUGCGCCGCGACUCUCUCCACGCCAUCAUCAAUGCCCUCCCUGACCCCAACUACGCUACCCUGCGCGCCAUGACGCUCCAUCUCUACCGCGUCAUGGACAACUCCCACGUCAAUAGGAUGAACUCGCACAAUCUGGCUGUUAUUUUCGGCCCUACCCUCAUGGGCUCCGAUCCCAGCACGGCCAUUGCCGAUGCAGGGUGGCAGAUUAAAGUCAUUGAUACGAUUUUACAAAAUACAUAUCAGAUAUUUGAUGAUGAUUAA